Molecule: messenger RNA, 1723 nt
Organism: Amphiprion ocellaris (clown anemonefish)
Lineage: Eukaryota; Metazoa; Chordata; Actinopteri; Pomacentridae
Gene: stard3nl
Product: STARD3 N-terminal like
Exons: 9
Coding region: 251-934 (227 amino acids)
Source: RefSeq, a predicted model, not a curated record
CCUCCGCGUGUGUUUCCUCAUUAUGCGGCCGCCUCCGUCCGGUCCUAGCUGCUGAAGGAAACAGAUGAGUCGUCCACCUCCGUGAGGUUCGUCUCCGCCGCUGAAGUCCUCCGAGGGUUGAAACCGAGAACUAAAGUCCCGAAACAGCGAGUUCAGGAGAUGCAGUUUGCCGCCUCACGCUGACUCUACCCAACCGACCGGCCUUCAUAGCGGUGGGCGUGGCUAGCCCUGCGGGAGGGCGUGGCCAGAGAUGGACAGCCAAUGCAGCGGCAGCGCCAGCUCCCGGCUGACCGGCAAAGGUUUGGGCUCGGCCGGUGCCACUCCGGUCUCUGUGAGGGUGGAGUCGUACGAAGCCGGCGAGAAGAAGUGCAUCUCAGACGUGAGGAGGACCUUCUGCCUCUUCGUCACCUUCGACCUCCUCUUCGUCACCCUGCUCUGGAUCAUAGAGCUCAACGUGAACGGAGGCAUUCAGAAGCAGCUGGAGAUAGAAGUCCUGCACUACGACUACCACGCCUCCUUCUUCGACAUCUUUCUGCUGGCCGUGUUCAGGUUUGCCGUUCUGAUCUUGGCCUACGCCGUCUGUAAGCUGCGUCACUGGUGGGCCAUCGCUAUCACCACUGCUGCCAGCUGUGCUUUCCUGAUCGCUAAAGUCAUUUUAUCAAAGCUGCUGUCUCAGGGGGCCUUCGGCUACCUGCUGCCCAUCAUCUCCUUCGUCUUGGCCUGGAUAGAAACGUGGCUGCUCGACUUCAAGGUUCUGCCUCAGGAGGCUGAAGACGAAAACAGGUUUCAGUCCAUCAUGGACGCUACAGAUCGAGCUCCUCUCAUUGGUCCAGGUCCGUUAUCUGAUGGACAGUUCUACUCUCCUCCAGAGUCUCUGGCAGACUCUGAUGAGGAACUCGACGACAAACAUGAUCCAGUGAAAGGCCUCAUUUAGCAGCAACAGGAUCCUGGAGUUUCUCCUGCUGCUGAGGGAAAGUUCUGCCUUACAACUUCUGCCCAUUUAGUUUUUAUUUGUCCCAAAGAACCUCUUUUUUUCUGUUUGUAUCCAUGAAUUCAGUCACAUUCUGAUAUCUGCACCAGGAGAAUUCUUCUGAGUUUGUUCAAAGAACUCUGAAUGCUCAAAGAAUUCAUCUUUACAUAAAAGUUCACAUGGACUCCUGGUGAGAGGGAAGAAGGUGGUAGAAACUAAAUCAGCACUUUUUAGAUCCUCUUCAGCGUCCAACCAUAAUUAUUGUUUUUUUUUUUUUUUUUUUUUUUUACACAGUUGUUUAUUAAUGUCUUAUAUUUCUGUCACCGUGUUUACUUCGGAUUUGUUGAUGAUUUGACAUCACUGUAAAGGAAAAUAAGCUCCACAGACUCCACGUGGAGAAGAAGGAUGUUCCGGCCAGUACAGAGUUUAUAGAGCAGAUUGGAGCAAACAGAGACGCCGUCAGACUCAGAAACAUGUCCGAAUACGUAGAAGUCUUACGAAAGCACUGCAGCAACGCAUGGAACAAUAUUAUACCCACGUUAGAAAGGUUUGGUUCCAAAUGUGGGCAAAGAGUUGGAACAAAACGAGCCAUAAACGUACAGCGUUUCCCGGCGAACGUCGGGUUUCCUGCACUGUGUUGAAGCUGCUGAAGGAGAAGAAGGUGAAUCUAACGUUCUUAUGUUCUGCAUGCAGCUCACUGCUGUUUUUAUGGAAGCUUGUCUGUAUAACAGAAUCAUUAAAAUGUGAAUCUUU